AUGUCGCACCCAGCUCGCCUGUCCCUGCGAGCCCCGCCUCAUCUCCCCUUCGUACAAGGUUUUCCAGGGAUUCCCGGCGGAAAAGACCGGAAACAAGCGGCUCUCUGCGGAACCGUCGAAGUCCGGGUCGGUGCGCAGCCCAUCAAGGCGAAAUGGGUUCGGGUGGAAUGUCGGAAACACGAGUCGCUCCCGGCUGGCUUCCCGGCGCAGGCGCAAACGGACAGCUGGGAGCUCGUCGGAGAGAUAAUCACGCUCUGGCAAGCGCAGGGGAAGGAAUUCGAUACUCUCCAAACGGCCGACUUCAAAUUCUUCCUCCCCCUGCCAGAGACGCUGCCGCCAACGGUGGAGAUGGCAAAGGGAACGGGUGUGUGGUAUGAGCUGGUCGCGGCUCUGAGCUACAGGAAGAAGGGAGGGAUCUUCAAGUCGGACUCGGCAACGAUCAUGAAGAUUACGGAGCCUAUCCGGGUCACCAAGCACGAGCUGCACGCGGUCUGGCCGGUCUACAACCACCCGGAUCAAAAGUCGGUCGCGGGACAGGACCUCACCAUGACGAUACAACGGCCAGGCGUCGCUUUCGGUCCCGCCGACCGGAUCCUCCUUACCGCUUCCCUCAAAUCCGCGCGAGCUCUUCCCUUCAAGCUCCGCGGCUUUGAGUGCACCCUCCUCGAGGUCGUCUCCUACAUCCCCGAACCUCUCAUCCCGUCGAAAGAUGGCAAGCGCAAGCCUAAGGGUUCUUCUCAGCCCGUCGUCAAAUCUCGGCCAAUAUCCCAGGCGAGAUGCGCGGUGGACGAGAGCGUAUUCUCUGGCGGGGAGCGGUCGGCGAGGAUAGAUAUGGCGGUCCCGGCGGAUGUGCUGGUCACGGUGCGGGACGCCAAGACGCUGGAGGUGGGGUAUGAGCUGCAGGUCAAGGCGGUCUGCGAUGGGUUCGAGGGACCGGUCGUCCCGGGGAUCAAGUAUGUGGUGGGGCAGUAUAGCAGGUCCUCGGCGCAGCAAGCCAUGAGUGAUAUUGGUCAUAUCGAUCAACUAUGUGGUGGACCGCCAAGAUCCGCACGACCUCAAUCGUCUAUCUUCACAGUCAAUACGCCACCCCUUAGCGCGAACGGCUCUCCUGCACCGCAGGGGUUCGUCGCUCCGGACCCCCGGCGCGUCUCCACUUCCACCAUCACUACAGUCACCACCGCCGAGCGCGCCGGCGAUUUCUCUCCCACUCCCUCCACUCGUCCCUACUCUACCGUCCCCAAUCGCCAAACUCUCACCUUCCCCAUCGCUCAACCCACCCCCAUGCCACUGCCCGGCAGCCCCGCUCCGGGAUCUAUCAGCGAGUUCUCGCACUCCCAGAUGGACGCGACAAGCGAUACCGGACAUACCAACCGCUACUCCACCAUGACCACCGGAACUUUCGGAAAGUGGGAUCAGACCCUCCGCAGCAACAUGCAGGCGGCGCUCACACCGCCCAUCACGCCGGAUCUCAGCUCGGCUUCCAAACCCACCUGGGACUCGGCUGAGCGGGAGAAAAUGGACCUUUACACUCGGGCAAGGCAGAGUGCAGCGUCUACUCAGCACUCCGGCGGAGCCGCGCUGGAUCAACUCGGGCUGGCGGACAUACCGGACAUCGACGUGGCUCCGCCAGAGUACGCGCCACCCGUCCCUGCGCUGCCGGGCGGAAAGUAUCAGCCUCCCGUACGGCCCGUCUCGGCCUACACGUCCCCGGAUCCCAGCACGUCAAGUGCGGUGCCCUCGCCUGAGCUGGAUGGGCCGUCAUCUCCGAUACUCUUCACGGCGGGACCAAAUGGCUCAGGCGGUAUUGCACGAACGGAGAAUGCGGGGUCACCGAAUGCGGCGGACGUCAGAUCGACCCUACCAGCCGCCGUCGGAGCUGCAGGCGCGGCUGGGACUUCCGAGAGCCCGGCGCGUGCCGAUCUGGCGUCUGGAUUGAGCGAGAAGGAGCAGAUGAGGCGGUAUUAUGAGGCGAAGGACAGGGUGAAGAAUCGGGGCGAGGGAUCAUCGGCCUAUGUGCCGGCAGGUCCAUCGCCCGCGCCCACUCCGGUGCUGAGCGAAAGGGAGCAGAUGAGGCGAUACUACGAGGCAAAGGACAAGGUGGACAACAGGGGUGAGGGGUCGUCGGCGGCCGCGUCUACGUCCGCACCAGCUUUCGCCGGCUCUUCACCAGCACCAGUACCUACUCCCGUCCUCAGCGAGAAGGAGCAGAUGCGGCGGUAUUACGAGGCGAGAGAACGGGUGGAACAAUCUCAGCAGGGAACAGCGUCGGGGUCAGGGAUCGCGCCGUCAGGGUCAGCACCCCCAGCUGGACCGGUGGCAUCCGGAUCUGGCUCUGGCUUUGCACCAAACGGGUCACACGCCUAUCCUUCAGCGACGGACGAGAAGGACGCGAUGCGGAGGCGGUACGAGGACGCGACUACUCGGGUUUCGCGAGGCGGAACAGCCAGCCCGGCCAUCAUGGACUCGCCCACAACCUACUUCCCCCCAAGCACAUCCACCCAACCACCGCCCUUCUCACCAUCAACUACCACCGGCUCCUCCGACCGCGCACCUAUUCCAACAUCAUCUUACCCCUCUGCGACGGACGAGAAAGAGCGCAUGCGUCGUUUGUACGAAGAUGCCAACCAGCGCGCUUCUCGAGCACGGGCUUCGCUUAGUCCCCCGCCAGAAGCCCCGCCUCGAUUCUCUGCACCUCCUGCUGUCCCUCCAUCACCCAUUCCUGGUCCGAACGGCGUAUCCAGCUCCAUCAUGCCGAUCGCACCGCCCACCCCAUCCUCCAACCCACUUGGCUUCUCGUCAUCCUUGGACGCUGGGCCAAGCUCAUCUGCCGCUCCGUCCACCACUCCGGCAUACCCAUCGGCGGAGCAGGAGAAGGAGAGUAUGCGGAGGCGGUACGACGAUGCCAGCUCGGCAGUCUCGCGCGCUAGGGUCGCGUCGGGAGGCGGAGGAUCUGAAGGGAUGGCGAGGGGGAAGAUGGGGAGCGGAGAGAGCGCUAGGGAAGGAUCAGGCGGGGCAGGAGAGGAAGAUACUGGGGCGCCACCGCCGCCGUUGCCGUCUAGGCCGCCGGCGGAGUAUAUCAACCUUUUGAGUCCAGUGGGGGAGUCUGCGCCUUGGGGAAGGGAUAGGUAG
This is a messenger RNA of Dioszegia hungarica, 3129 nucleotides long. RefSeq lists its product as uncharacterized. NCBI's taxonomy places the organism in Eukaryota, Fungi, Basidiomycota, Tremellomycetes, Tremellales, Bulleribasidiaceae. The coding region runs from base 1 to 3129 and encodes 1042 amino acids. Gene Ontology annotation, cellular component: division septum. Gene Ontology annotation, biological process: division septum assembly. The transcript is spliced from 2 exons. The record is from RefSeq and is a predicted model, not a curated record.